Auanema sp. JU1783 is the source of this 684-nucleotide messenger RNA. Lineage: Eukaryota; Metazoa; Nematoda; Chromadorea; Rhabditida; Rhabditidae. The record is from the annotation of a GenBank genome assembly.
AUGUCAUUUUUCAAAAGAUGUUUAGAUAGACCAGAAAUUAGUAACGCUAAGCGUUUUGUUAAAAACAUAAUUCAUGAGGAAGAUGUCGAUUAUUCGCAAUUUGAAACAAAAAUCGAUGGAACUGAAAUUGUGACAUUUCGCGAAAAUGAUGGGCAAUUCAGACUAUUCAGGACGAAUGUACAUGUGAAGAUUGGAGCAUACAUUGCAUGUGCGAUUGGAUUUGCUAUAACCAUUUCUUAUUGCAUCACCUAUACCUUCUAUCAUAAUCGUGGCCUAGGACGGAACCCUUUUAUCGAUCAAUUGGAAUUAUGUGAUCUCAUUUUCGCAUUCAUUGUGGGAUUGCCUUGCCAUGUUUUACUAUUCUUCGGAAUACGAAAAGAUAACAAAAAACUAUUCACGCCGUUUCUCGUUUUUUAUCUCACGAACUUCAUACUGAAUUGCGUCUUUACUGUUCUAACAAUUGCGGCUGUUCUCAUGGAUAUUCAUCGAAAGAUAUUUGGAAAUAUUCGAUACGAUAUCAGCUGGACAUUAUUUCAAAUUUUGUUUACUGCCGCUCAAGGCCUGGCCAUCUAUGUGGUUAUGAGAUGUAGGAAGUACGCAUCAGCAAAGGGCCAUUGGAAGAAGACGAGUGCAGAGAGAAACAAUUCUUCUAUAAUUGCUGACGGGGUAACAGUCGAUGCUUGA